AUGAAGGAAGUAAAGAAAGACAAUGUCGCAAAUUUCAUUCGUAUCCAAAUCAUUUAUCGAUAUGGUGUUCAGCGACAUAUCAUAACUGAUAAUGGCAAGUCAUUUUGCAAUAGCCACAGAAACAGUUUAUGUGCAAAGUUUGGGUUCAAACAGUAUAACUUAUCCAUGUACAAUGCGAUAGUUAACGGAUUAGCAGAUGCGUUUAAUAAAAUGCUAUGCAAUCUACUGAAAAAGGUUGUCUCCAAAUCAAAAAGAGAUCGGCAUGAAAAAAUUGGUGAAGUCUUAGGGGCUUAUCGAACUACUUAUCAGACUCCAACACAAGCCACUCCUUACGCCUUAGUAUAUGGGGUGGAAGCUGUACUUCCUCUAGAAUGUCAAAUCCCGUUACUUCGAAUUGCCAUCCAAAAAUGUUUGACAAUUGAAGAAAAUGCUCAUCUUCGAUUAGGAGAGCUAGAAGCUUUAGAUGAGAAGAUGUUAGAAGCACAAAUACACUUUAAGUGCUAUCAAGCUAGAAUGGCUAAGUUCUUCAACAAAAAGGUGCGACCAAGAUCAUUUCAAGGUGGAGAUUUGGUACCUUCCGUGCGCAGGCCAGUCAUUCUCACAAGAAAAACAGGGGGCAAGUUCUAG
Molecule: messenger RNA, 627 nt
Organism: Olea europaea var. sylvestris
Lineage: Eukaryota; Viridiplantae; Streptophyta; Magnoliopsida; Lamiales; Oleaceae
Exons: 1
Coding region: 1-627 (208 amino acids)
Biological process (GO): DNA integration
Molecular function (GO): nucleic acid binding
Source: RefSeq, a predicted model, not a curated record